Molecule: messenger RNA, 1718 nt
Organism: Helianthus annuus (common sunflower)
Lineage: Eukaryota; Viridiplantae; Streptophyta; Magnoliopsida; Asterales; Asteraceae
Product: tyrosine--tRNA ligase 1, cytoplasmic
Exons: 9
Coding region: 399-1487 (362 amino acids)
Biological process (GO): tRNA aminoacylation for protein translation
Molecular function (GO): ATP binding; tyrosine-tRNA ligase activity
Source: RefSeq, a predicted model, not a curated record
UUUCUGUGAUUUGUAAUCAUCGACUCCUUCACUUUUGAUUUUUUGCAGUUGGAUCGGGAUUAUUAUUAUUAUUAUGUAAACUAUCUAAUACUGUUGUUUGGAUUUGAUGUUACAUCUAUCCACAUUUCUUGAUUCAAGGAAAUGGAAUUUGGACAUCCAUAGCGUUAAUCUUAAGUCGUAGCCAUUCUUAAGUUGGUUACUUUAAGUAGGGAAUUAUUAUCAUGGUUUUGGAAUCAAGUUUGAAAAUCACAAUAAAAAGUUUAAAUUACGUAUAACUAAAGUUGGUUGAUUUUCUUUAAUUUUUAUUCUUAUGUUUGUAAUGUUCUCUUUGAUCGUAAGGGACCUGUGUUUACUCGCUGCUUAUCGCAGAAAGUGAAAAGCAAAAACAGAGUCUGCCAAUGGAGAACUUGAAAUCAGAAGACGAAUCACCAGCUUCAACUACACAGAUGAGCGUGGAGGAAAAGUUUAGGAUUGUGAGGAGUGUCGGUGAAGAGUGUAUUCAGGAAGAAGAACUCUUGAAUCUUCUUACCAAGAAGCCCCAGCCCAUUUGCUAUGAUGGGUUCGAACCUUCUGGCAGAAUGCAUAUAGCACAGGGUGUUAUGAAGACCAUCAACGUGAAUAAACUGACAUCUGCUGGUUGCAAAGUGAAGAUUUGGAUAGCGGAUUGGUUUGCCCAAUUGAACAACAAAAUGGGUGGAGAUUUAGGUAGAAUCCAAACGGUUGGGCGUUACCUCAUUGAGAUAUGGAAAGCAGCCGGGAUGAAUCUAGAGCACGUAGAGUUUCUGUGGUCUUCCGAGGAAAUUAAUUCUCGGGCACAUGAAUACUGGCCCCUCGUGAUGGACAUUGCUAGAAGAAACAAACUUCCCAGGAUAAUGAGGUGCUGUCAAAUUAUGGGCCGAAAUGAGCAGGAUGAGCUGACAGCUGCUCAGAUAUUUUACCCAUGCAUGCAAUGUGCAGAUAUAUUUUUUCUAAAGGCUGACAUAUGCCAGUUAGGCAUGGAUCAAAGGAAAGUGAAUGUACUUGCUAGGGAAUACUGUGAUGAUAUCAAGAGAAAAAACAAGCCCAUCAUAUUGUCACAUCACAUGCUUCCUGGAUUGUUGCAAGGGCAAGAGAAAAUGUCAAAAUCUGAUGCUUCUUCUGCCAUUUUUAUGGAAGAUGAGGAGGCUGAGGUUAAUUUGAAGAUAAAAAAAGCAUACUGUCCGCCAAAUGUUGUUGAAGGGAACCCAUGCCUUGACUACAUAAAAUACAUUGUAUUCCCAUGGUUCAAUGAGUUCAAGGUUGAAAGAAAAGCCGAAAAUGGAGGAGAAAAGACCUUUGCAAGUUUUGAAGAGCUAAUCAGUGAAUACGAAAAAGGGGAUCUACAUCCUGCUGACCUAAAACCGGCUCUAUCAAAGGCCUUAAACAGGAUUUUGCAGCCUGUUCGCAAUCAUUUCAAGAAUGAUGAGAAUGCCAAGGCUUUACUUAAGAGGGUGAAGGUAGGGUUUUAAAGUCACAAAAUGAUUGUUGUUUUGAGUUUCGAUGGUUUAGCAGGUGCUACUAGCUUCUUGUAUGGACGUGUGGUUUCUAGCCUUAAUCUUCUUGGUAUUUGGAAGCCAAGUCUAGUGCUUUGAUACCGUUUCCAAUUGAAUUGAGUUGAGUUGUAAACAAACCAUUAUCAAAAAUAUUCCAUCCAACUAAUGAUAAUCACAGAUCUAUCUGUCCGUCUUAGUUUUUAUAUA